Botrytis sinoallii is the source of this 834-nucleotide messenger RNA. RefSeq lists its product as uncharacterized. Gene Ontology annotation, cellular component: membrane. Gene Ontology annotation, molecular function: oxidoreductase activity, acting on the CH-CH group of donors. Gene Ontology annotation, biological process: lipid metabolic process. Bases 1 to 834 code for a protein of 277 amino acids. Lineage: Eukaryota; Fungi; Ascomycota; Leotiomycetes; Helotiales; Sclerotiniaceae. The record is from RefSeq and is a predicted model, not a curated record. The transcript has 6 exons.
AUGACACUCACACAAACCCUCCUCCACCUCACCAACUUCCGCUCUCCCUUCCUGCGCACGCUGGUCCCUGCCGUCGGCGCAGCUUAUCUCCUGCAGGCCGCCGUCGCCAUCCCGAGUAUCGCGGCCCAGUCCGAACGCUUCUAUGAUUUGAGUGGCAGUUUGACCUAUUUGAGUGUGACGGCCCUGUCGCUUUAUUUGCCGACGUGGCCGAAACUCCUAGAAGCAUUUACCGGAACUGGAGGUGCCAAUGCGUUGAAUUGGAGACAAGUAGUUUUGAGUGCGGCGGUGGGGAUUUGGGCUACGAGACUUGGUAGUUAUCUCUUUAAGAGAAUAAUGGAGGACGGUCAUGAUUCUCGAUGUGAUCGACGAAAUCAAAAAUCCCCUAAUAAAUUCUUUGGCGCCUUCUUCGCCCAAGCAACCUGGGUAUCCCUUUGCUGUCUCCCCGUCCUCGCCCUCAACUCUCUCCCACACCCUCUUCUCUCCACCCUCCCCACCCUCAUGCUAACCGAUAUUAUCGGACUUCUCCUCUUCGCCGGCGGUCUCUCCUUUGAAAUCGUCGCCGAUCGCCAAAAAUCCGCCUGGGUCGCCGCGAAGAAGAGAAAAGAGCAUGAUGAGGAUUUCCUAACCAGUGGUCUGUGGAGUAAAAGUAGACAUCCAAAUUAUUUCGGAGAAGCCACGUUGUGGACUGGAAUUGCGGUUUUGAGUGCGGGUGUGCUUACCGGGAGAGUUAGUGGGGUACCGUUGAGUGAGGGGAAGUAUGAUAAGAAAUACGGUCAUCGAAAAGAUUACAAGGAGUGGAAGGAGAAUACUCCGAAGUUUAUUCCGAAGUUUUAG